CCCAGCUCCCAUUCCUGCUGAGACGCAAGACACGACUGUGAGUGUGCCAAGGAGAAGGGCAGCUGCCGCGAUGCUGGGACUCCUCCCCACUUUCCCCUGCCUGCUCCUCCUCUCCCUGCUGGGCUCCAGCUCUGGUUCCGAUGACGAUGGCACCGUGGUGCUCACCACCAGCGGCCCCAUCCGGGGCAAGCGCCUCCAGGUCGGCUCCAGCACAGUGACAGCAUUCCUGGGCAUCCCCUACGCCGAGCCCCCCGUGGGGGCCUUGCGUUUCCAGAAGCCAAUUCCCCACCAGCCCUGGAGCCACGUCCUGGAAGCCUCUAGCUUUGGCAAUAUGUGCCACCAGCCUCUGCUCACUGGUUACCCUCAGACUGAAACACAGACAUUCAAAGUGCCACAGUCUGAGGACUGCCUCUUCCUCAAUGUCUGGGUGCCCCAUCCCCGUCCCUCUCCGCCAGCCGCCAUCAUCACCUGGAUCCACGGUGGUGGGUUCUUCACAGGGGCAGCCUCACUCGACAUCUAUGAUGGGCGCUUCUUAGCUGCCACUGAGAACCUGAUCGUGGCUUCCAUGAACUACCGGCUGGGGGCGCUGGGCUUCCUGUCCCUGCCCCCGGCCGCCCCGGGGAACGCCGGCCUAUGGGACCAGCGACUGGCGAUGCGCUGGCUGCGGGACAACGCGGCCGCCUUCGGCGGGGACCCGGCCCAUUUCUUACUCUUCGGCCAGGAUGCUGGGGCUCGAUCAGUCGGCUUCCACCUCCUCUCCCCGGGGAGCCGGCCCCUCUUCACCAGGGCCGCACUGCAGAGCGGAGCCCCGAACGCACCAUGGGCUUGGAUUUCACUUGAAGAGGCCAAGGAGAGGCUGGGCCAGCUGCUGGGCUGCUCCGAUGGUAACAACACGGCCCUGGUGGGCUGCCUGCAGGGGAAGGAACCCAGGGAGUUCCCCAAACACCAGUUCUCCGUCUUGAACCACAAGAAGCAGCUGGGGCUCCCCUUUGUGCCGACACCAGAUGGAGAUUUCCUCCCUGAUACACCACCAAAACUCCUGCAGGGCAGGCACGGCCAGCCAAUACCCAUCGGGCUUGGUUUCGUCACCAACGAAGGUUCCUACAUAUUAUACUUUGCUGCCCCCAGCUUUAACCUGGAGAACGCCAGCGCCAUCGGCUGGGAGGAGCUGCUGCAGGUGGUGAGGCUGAUAGUGCCAGGGGUGCCAGACAAGGCCAUCCAAGCCAUGGCACGGUGGUACAUCCAGGAAGGGGAGAAGCAGGGAGAGGCACAGUACCGAUGGGCCAUGGAACAAAUCGCUGGUGACUAUGUAGUUGUGUGCCCGGUACUGGAGAUGGCAAGGCAACAGGCAGAGGCUGGAAAUCCUGUGUACACCUACCACUUCGCCCACCGCAGCAGUGGCUUGUCUGUACCUGAAUGGAUGGGGGUGCCACACGGCUCUGAGAUCCCCUACGUGUUCGGGACCCUGGCAUCCGUGGUAGGAUCCAACCACACAGAGGCUGAGGUAGCGCUGAGCCGCAGGGUGAUGCAGUACCUUGCGGUGUACGCCUGGAGCGGGUAA
Caretta caretta (loggerhead turtle) is the source of this 1561-nucleotide messenger RNA. Its product is annotated as acetylcholinesterase-like. The record is from RefSeq and is a predicted model, not a curated record. Gene Ontology annotation, molecular function: acetylcholinesterase activity. Gene Ontology annotation, biological process: acetylcholine catabolic process; choline metabolic process. NCBI's taxonomy places the organism in Eukaryota, Metazoa, Chordata, Testudines, Cheloniidae. Gene Ontology annotation, cellular component: plasma membrane.